GAGGCGCGGCCGGCACGGGCAGGGCAGGGGCCGGGGCCGGCAGCCCGUGAGACAGCGGCGGCGGCGCGCCCCAGACUCCGCCUCACCGGCCCCGACCCCCCUCCCUCCUCCCAGCGCCAGGCUCGCGGCGGCGGAGCGUUUCGGCGGUGGCGGCAGCACCCGCCCUUCCCGGCCGGCCCGCGGCGCGCACCGCCCCCCUCCCGCCUCCCGCACGCAGCCCGCCAGCGGCGGUCGGGAGCCCUCCGCGCCAAGGCACCCCCGCCCCGCACGCCCACCGCCGGGAGGAUGGGCUGCGGGCGGCGGCACGGCAGCCCCCGAGCUCCCUGAAGCCGCGGAAACAAAGGGAGCAAAGCGGCAGCAGCCGCCGGGCCGGGGUGGAUGCAAGCAACCAUGAAAGGCUGGGUCUCCGCCUCCUCCGCUGCUGCCAGAGAGCUGCCGGCUGCUGCUGCUCGGAGGACUACACUGUGAAGGGGCGGAGGAGAGGCUGGCCGGGCUUGCCGUGCAAAGGUAGAAGGUGUAAGGGAGCGGCGGAGAGAAAAUGUCUUCUUCGGUGGGGCCCCGCGGCCCUCGCCCGCCCACGGUGCCCCCCCCGAUGCAUGAGCUGCCCGACCUGAGCCACCUGACAGAGGAGGAGAGGAACAUUAUCAUGGCAGUGAUGGACCGGCAGAAAGAAGAGGAAGAGAAAGAAGAGGCCAUGCUCAAGAGGUUGCAUCAACAAUUUGAAAGCUAUAAAGAGCAAGUAAGAAAGAUAGGGGAAGAAGCCCGCCGUUACCAGGGAGAGCACAAGGAUGAUGCUCCAACAUGUGGAAUCUGUCAUAAAACAAAGUUUGCAGAUGGUUGUGGCCAUUUAUGCUCUUAUUGCCGGACCAAGUUUUGUGCUCGAUGUGGAGGUCGUGUCUCUCUGCGAUCAAACAAUGAGGACAAAGUGGUUAUGUGGGUAUGCAAUUUAUGUCGAAAACAACAAGAAAUCCUAACGAAAUCUGGAGCGUGGUUUUUUGGAAGUGGACCACAGCCCUCACCCAGCCAGGAUGGAGCACUGAGUGAUACGGCAACUGGUGGAAGCUCAGAUGCACCGAGAGAAAAGAAAGCAAGACUUCAAGAACGAUCGAGAUCACAGACUCCUUUAAGUACAGCAGCUGCCUCAUCACAGGAAAUCUCUUCUUCCAGUGUGCAGUCUGACCAUAGGAAAGGAGCAGAAGUAUCGCAGCUGGCUAUGGGCCUGGACCAAAAGCAAGUUUCAUCAAGGUCUAGAAGUGAACCUCCAAGGGAGAGAAAGAAGACAAUAUUGGUUUCAGACCAGAAUGGCAAAGGUAUAAAGAGUGAGCGUAAGCGUGUGCCAAAAUCCUCACUUCAAAAAGAAGGACCAACAGAUGACCGGGAGCGAAAAGAACGGCAUGAAGGUAGAAGGCUGGAGAAAGGCAAGUCACAGGACUACCCAGACUUGCAAGAGAAACUUGAGGAAGGCAAAGUGCCUGAUGAUGAAAAACAAAGGAAAGAAGAUGAAUAUCAUACCCGUUACAGGAGUGACCCCAAUUUGGCAAGAUAUCCUGUAAAACCGCAUCCUGAGGAACAGCAGAUGCGCAUGCAUGCAAAAGUUUCUAAAGCACGGCACGAGAGAAGACACAGUGAUGUAGCUUUGCCACAUACAGAAAUGGAGGAAGCGGAGGUACCUGAGAAUAAAUUAGGAAAACGCUCACAAUUACAGGGAACUCAGGACAGAAAAUCUCUUGUGGAAACUCAGAGGUCGUACUCUAUAGACAGAACAGGUGAUGUAAGAAUUUCUGUUUCUAAACAAUUAACUAAUCAUAGCCCACCAACUCCCAGGCAUAGUCCAGUUCCUAUAGAGCACGUAGAAUACAAGAACCACGAUUCUUUUAAAAAACAGAGCCGCCUUGAUCCUAGCUCUGCUAUUCUCAUGCGAAAAGCAAAGCGGGAGAAAAUGGAGACCAUGCUAAGGAAUGAUUCCCUUAGCUCUGACCAGUCGGAAUCAGUGCGGCCAUCCCCUCCAAAGCCUCAUAGAGCAAAAAGAGGCGGAAAGAAAAGGCAGAUGUCAGUUAGUAGCUCAGAGGAAGAAGGGGCAUCAACACCAGAAUAUACUAGCUGUGAAGAUGUGGAGAUAGAAAGUGAAAGUGUCAGUGAAAAAGGUGACUUGGAUUACUACUGGCUGGAUCCUGCCACGUGGCAUAGCAGGGAGACAUCCCCUAUAAGUUCGCAUCCUGUAACAUGGCAGCCUUCUAAAGAGGGAGAUCGCUUAAUUGGGCGUGUUAUUCUUAACAAGAGAACAACCAUGCCAAAAGAAUCAGGUGCAUUACUUGGGCUAAAAGUUGUUGGAGGAAAAAUGACAGAAUUAGGACGACUUGGUGCCUUCAUUACCAAAGUGAAGAAAGGUAGCUUGGCUGAUGUGGUGGGGCAUCUCAGAGCAGGGGAUGAAGUUCUAGAAUGGAAUGGUAAACCCUUGCCUGGAGCUACAAAUGAAGAAGUUUACAACAUUAUUUUGGAAUCAAAAUCAGAACCUCAAGUUGAAAUUAUUGUUUCAAGGCCUAUUGGACAUUUUCAUCAGUUUCAUUCCUUGAACUCCUUGAGACAUUUACAUAAAAAUUACUAUGAUAUUCCACGGAUUCCUGAGACUUCUCACCCCCCGUUAGAGUCUAGUUCAAGUUCUUUUGAAUCUCAGAAGAUGGAAAGGCCUUCUAUUUCUGUUAUAUCUCCGACCAGCCCUGGAGCCCUACGAGAUGCACCACAAGUCCUACCAGGGCAGCUUUCUGUUAAACUGUGGUACGACAAAGUGGGACAUCAGUUAAUAGUAAAUGUUCUGCAAGCAACAGAUUUGCCAGCAAGAGUAGAUGGACGCCCCAGGAAUCCCUAUGUAAAAAUGUAUUUUCUUCCAGAUAGAAGUGAUAAGAGUAAAAGGAGGACCAAAACAGUAAAGAAAAGUCUAGAGCCAAAAUGGAACCAAACUUUUCUCUACUCACAUGUACAUCGUAGAGAUUUUAGAGAACGAAUGCUUGAAAUAACCGUAUGGGAUCAGCCAAGAGUACAAGAAGAAGAGAGUGAAUUUCUUGGAGAGAUUCUUAUAGAGCUGGAGACAGCACUUUUAGAUGAUGAACCACAUUGGUAUAAGCUACAGACACAUGAUGAAUCUUCACUACCUCUGCCUCAGCCAUCACCUUUCAUGCCAAGAAGACAUGUUCAUGGUGGAGAAAGCACUAGCAAAAAAUUACAAAGAUCUCGACCAAUCAGUGAUAGUGACAUCUCAGAUUAUGAUGUUGAUGAUGGUAUUGGAGUUGUUCCUCCAGGUUAUAGAUCUAGUACUAGAGAAAGUAAAUCUACGACACUUACUGUGCCAGAACAGCAAAGAACAACACAUCAUCGUUCACGAUCUGUAUCUCCUCACCGUGGCGACGAUCAGGGCAGGACCCGUUCACGUUUACCAAAUGUGCCAUUACAGAGGAGUUUAGAUGAAAUUCAUCAAAUGAGAAGAUCACGUUCUCCAACUAGACACCAUGAUGCCUCCAGAAUUCCAGUUGAUUACAGAUCCAGAGACAUGGAUAGUCAGUAUUUGUCUGAUCAAGAAAGUGAGCUUCUUAUGCUGCCCAGAGCAAAACGAGGAAGAAGUGCAGAGUGCCUACAUACCAUCAGAAGUUCUGUUAGGCACUAUAAAACAUUACCACCCAAGAUGCCUUUACUAGAAAAUGCUACUCAUUGGAAUCUAUACAGCUCAACUCUUCCUGCAUGUGCUAAGACCAAAUCUGUGAUUAGACAGGAUAUUUCACUCCUUCGUGAUUGCCUUAAUUCACAAAUACUGAAAUUUGGAGAUGAUCAGCUGGUUAGUGAACUACAGCCCUCCCUUGACAGGGCUAGGAGUGCUAGUACCAACUGCUUGAGACCAGAUACUAGUUUGCAUUCACCAGAACGAGAAAGGGGUAGAUGGUCCCCCUCCCUAGAGAGGAGACGACCUACUAGUCCCAGGAUUCAUAUCCAGCAUGCAUCUCCGGAGGAUGACAGAACAAGGACGCUGGAUUCUUGCAUUCCAAAACAGGACAGUGUAGACCACCUAAGUGCUAAACCUGGAGCAGCACAGAGGCAGUCCAGAAAAGUGGAAAGAUAUAGCAGCCAAAAACAAACUAGGAAAACCUCGGCAACUGAAACAGAAAGGGGUCUGCUACCAUGUCUUUCUAGAAGGGGACUUCCAACCCCACGAACAACUGAACAGCCAGUCAUUAGGGGAAAACACCACGCUCGCUCCAGGUCGAGUGAGCACUCUAGUAUCAGACCCUUAUGCUCUGUACAUCACCUAGCGCCGGGAGGGUCGGCGCCACCUUCUCCACUUCUGACAAGAAUACACCAACAAGGAAGUCCAACACAGUCUCCUCCUGCAGACACAUCCUUCAGCAGUCGCAGGGGAAGACAGCUACCACAAGUUCCAGUAAGAAGUGGCAGUAUAGAGCAAGAGCAAGAGACUUUUAACUCUUCCACAAAAGCAAGCUUAGUAGUGGAGGAGCGAACGAGACAGAUGAAAAUGAAAGUGCACCGUUAUAAUCAGACAUCAGGGUCUGGUUCUAGUCAAGAACAUGAGCGUGAUCAAUAUACCAAGUAUAACAUACAAACAGAUCAGUACAGAAGUUGUGAUAACGUCUCUGCCAAAUCAUCAGAUAGUGAUGUCAGUGAUGUGUCAGCCAUUUCCCGAACCAGCAGUGCCUCACGCCUCAGCAGCACAAGUUUUAUGUCAGAGCAAUCUGAACGCCCUCGGGGCAGAAUCAGUACAUUUACUCCUAAAAUGCAAGGCAGACGGAUGGGGACUUCAGGGAGAAUCACUAAGAGCACAAGUGUGAGUGGAGAGAUGUAUAAGCUGGAGCACAAUGAUGGAAGUCAGUCGGACACGGCUGUCGGCACAGUUGGAACAGGUGGGAAGAAAAGGCGUUCCAGCCUUAGUGCCAAAGUGGUUGCCAUAGUGUCUCGAAGGAGCAGAAGCACAUCUCAACUUAGCCAAACAGAGGCUGGCAACAAGAAGCUAAAGAGCACGAUACAAAGAAGCACAGAGACGGGAAUGGCAGCAGAGAUGAGAAGUCGUAUGGUUCGACAGCCAAGUCGGGAAUCCACUGACGGCAGCAUAAAUAGUUAUAGCUCCGAGGGCAACUUAAUAUUUCCUGGAGUACGGCUGGGCGCUGACAGUCAGUUUAGUGAUUUCCUCGAUGGACUUGGACCUGCACAGUUAGUAGGCCGGCAAACGCUAGCAACCCCUGCCAUGGGUGACAUUCAGAUUGGAAUGGUGGAUAAAAAGGGCCAGUUAGAAGUAGAAGUCAUUAGAGCCCGCGGCCUCACACAAAAACCUGGCUCCAAAUCUACCCCAGCUCCUUAUGUCAAAGUGUAUUUAUUGGAAAAUGGAGCGUGUAUAGCUAAGAAGAAGACAAGAAUUGCACGGAAGACCCUUGAUCCUUUGUACCAACAGACACUGGUUUUUGAUGAAAGUCCACAGGGUAAAGUCCUUCAGGUAAUAGUUUGGGGAGACUAUGGCCGAAUGGACCACAAAUGCUUCAUGGGAGUUGCCCAGAUCCUUCUGGAGGAACUGGAUCUGUCCAGUGUGGUAAUAGGCUGGUAUAAAUUAUUUCCACCUUCAUCACUAGUGGAUCCAACUUUGACUCCCCUGACACGCAGGGCUUCCCAGUCAUCUCUGGAAAGUUCAACUGGGCCUCCCUGCAUUAGAUCAUAGUAGCAGGUGCUGUCUAAUAAGAACAUCGCCCAGGAUAACAAUUGGAACCAGAUAUUCACACGAUCAAAAAACGCUGUUGGAGAGAGACAAUCACUUCUGUUUUUGCUUGUAGUAGUUAUCCAAACAUAUGUCUGUUUGUCGAGAGAUGGCUUAAGUUGACAGAACAAAGGUAUAUCACAUAUGGCCAAUCUAUUAGCGGCUAUCACCGAUGCUUAUAACGAUUUUAAAAAUAAAAUAAAAUAAAAG
Molecule: messenger RNA, 5956 nt
Organism: Falco peregrinus (peregrine falcon)
Lineage: Eukaryota; Metazoa; Chordata; Aves; Falconiformes; Falconidae
Gene: RIMS1
Product: regulating synaptic membrane exocytosis 1
Exons: 36
Coding region: 539-5710 (1723 amino acids)
Biological process (GO): regulation of synaptic plasticity; regulation of membrane potential; intracellular protein transport
Cellular component (GO): presynaptic membrane; cytoskeleton of presynaptic active zone
Molecular function (GO): transmembrane transporter binding; small GTPase binding
Source: RefSeq, a predicted model, not a curated record